Messenger RNA from Cotesia glomerata, 3145 nucleotides. It is a transcript of the gene Lrt, whose product is annotated as leucine-rich repeat-containing protein 15-like. Gene Ontology annotation, molecular function: protein binding. The record is from RefSeq and is a predicted model, not a curated record. The transcript has 5 exons. The coding region runs from base 794 to 3022 and encodes 742 amino acids. NCBI's taxonomy places the organism in Eukaryota, Metazoa, Arthropoda, Insecta, Hymenoptera, Braconidae.
UAAACGGUUAGCGGCGAUACCAGUUGAGAUUUCGUGGGACUGUCCAUAGAGUGUGUGGUGUAAGUCCCCACACACUGACACAUACACUCACUUGGAUGCGUGUGUUGCGUAGCCUCCGUAAGUGGGCGUAGGACCGGAGAACGUCGUGUGUUCCAUACAUGGGUAUGCUAUGUGGAAACGGGCAACGACGUGGGACACCAGAUACAAACAGAGACGGCUCUUCAGCAAGAGAAAGAGAGAUCUAUAAUAUCUCUGGCUCCUUAUUCUGCCGGUGGGGAAAGGACCGUGUUAUGUUGGUCUUAGUCCUCCAGAAUGAAACCAAGACCGAGACAACUAAGGAGGAGGUGGACAUAUGCGGAGGCGAGCUAAGAAGUAAGACAACCAAGAGUUAAGAGUUAAGAGUUAAGUGGAAAAAGACACUCCAUCCCUCCUCGAUAUCAUGACCAUUCUACUGGACAGUAUCCAGCCAGGCCCCGCUCCACGACCACGUUUAGUUACGUUUCACCUUUCUUCAUCAUCCGUUCGCUCUUCGGUUUAUCUAAAUCUGAAUCAAUAUCAAUAUCAAAGUCUAUCCUCGUAAUUUGGAUUUGAAUUUGGUGAAAUUGUUUGGUGGUGCAUUAGUGAAGAAUUGUGAAAAAAUAGCGAUGGUUGACAAGAGAGGGAAGUUCGGAGGACAAGGGUGUAGCGAUUUGCUACAACGGUGAACCUAAAAGGUGUAUCUGGUGAAGAUAGCAGUGAAGAUACGGCUUGGAGAAAUAACUUGGAGAAUAAAUAGUGACCACGCGACAAAAGAAUGCCGACUACAGUCCGAGCGAUCCUGCUCUUGCUGUGGAUUUUCGAAAUUACCGCGGAAGACGCAACUAGCUCCACUACACUGGCUACUUCUUCUUCAACUUCAGAGCCUCUGUCGUUCCAGACGGAAAAAUUUGAUAGUCCGUGGGAGUGUCCGAAUAUAACGAAAAAAAAUGUUGAGUGUUCCUGCGAUUUUCCUCACACUUUGCGGUGCACCGGAGACCGGACGGCUCUGCAGACAAUAAACUCCCAUCUAAAAAGCAGCCAAGGAGCGAUCUCCCUUCUGGAUGUAACCGUUACAGGAAUCUCAACGCUCCCGGCGGAAUUUCUACAAGACGUGGCUCUUCACGGGUUGGUGGUGUCAACUGGAGAACUGAGGCGCGUGAAUGACAAUGCCUUUACCGGCUUGGUCCGGCCACUCCAGGCACUCGGGUUGCCCAAUAAUCUUUUGGAGUCUGUUCCUACUUUGGCCUUAGCCCAACUCAAUGGACUAGACAGGCUCGAUUUGUCUCUUAACAAAUUACACACGCUCGAAGCAAACUCUUUCAAAAGUCUCGCUAGUCUGACAUACCUGGAUCUUAGCGAAAAUUUAUUGUCCCAAUUGUCUCCACAAGCGUUUGGCCCGUUGAAGCAGCUGAGGUCGUUAAAGAUGCGCGGAAACCGAUUAAGCGUUUCAGCAUUAUCUGCGCUCCGUGGAUUGAAAAAUCUCGAAGAACUGGAUCUAUCUAGUAACUUACUUAUUGGGCCCCUGGGACCCAAUUUACUCCCAUCAAUGCCCAAAUUGAGAUUCCUAACUCUUUCGGAGAAUGAACUUAUUAAUGUCCAGCAGGGAGCGCUUGUUGGGCUGAAGAACCUCAGCUACCUUAGUUUGAGCCACAAUCAGAUUGACGUCCUGGAGGAUCAUUCCUUCAAGUACUUGUCAACAUUAACCAACCUGGACCUGGCCAGCAAUCGGAUCGUUGCAGUCUCUAGCGCUUCGUUGGCACACCUAGAGAACCUGGUGACCUUGGAUCUGACCCAUAACUUCUUACGUUCUUUGACAGCAGACCUGGUGAUUCCCCUGACGAGCCUCCAAGACCUGAAACUCGACGACAACGACAUCACUAUGGUGUCCAGUGAUGUGCCAACCUCGAAACUGAAGCUCAAGCGGCUGUCUCUGGCAGACAACCCUUUGAACUGUGAUUGCACUCUUCUAGACUUCGCUAACUGGCUCAGCAAUUCACCACUUGAUGAAGAAGAGAAGAACUCCGCAGUCUGCGCAACGCCCCCUGCUCUGGAGAACGGAAUCCUGGUCCAGGUGUCACCAGGAAGCUUGCUCUGUGGUGAUCCUACACCUCCUCUGAUGACCAAAGUCCCGCUAGCUGGAGCCCAAUUGACGCUCAAGGAGUUCCGCUAUGACAAAUCGGGAGUUAACAUCCUGUGGAACGUUGAGCCUUGCAGCGAAAGUUACACCUGCGAUAGUCUAAUUGUUUACGAAGCUACCGGAAGCUCUGAAGUCGAGAUUGAGUCGAAAACUCUGCACUGUGAUUCAAGAUUCAUGGCGAAUCCUUGUUCACUGUCGGUAACUAUUCCAGCGUUGAACCUCCAGAUCGGUCACAAGUACAGGUACUGCGUAGUCCUCCUGGUCCCGUCUGACCACGAAGACCUGUCCCUGGGUCUGGGAUGCAGCGACAUCAUCACCUUAGAAGAGUCCCAUAUGACCACCAACGUCUCCAGCAUUUCUUCAACGGUUCUCCCCGCAGUUCGUCAGGAUGGACAAAGAAUCACUGGAGUCCAUGUCAACGUGUCCGAGCAAGGCUUUCUCCAUGUUGACAUCAGCUUGUCUUCAUAUGAAGCCAAUUCUUGCGAACUGUUCGUUAUUGUCUUCGCUGGAGAAGUUCCGCUGCACAGGAAGAAGCUCAAUUGCUCGCUAGCCUACGCUGAAAUGACUGGACUCAUUCCUGGGAGGUAUAAAGUCUGCGCCAGCUUCAAUGAUGAACGCUUGGACGAGUCCAACGGCAGGUCCAGAUGCGUUGAAGUCCAGGCUGUCAAGCAGAGCUUCGAAAUGAUAAUUCUGGUGAUUGUUGUGGUGUCUUGCUUGCUGUUCAUUACGGUGGUUGUCUUCGUUCGCAGCUUGAUCAAGAAAGUUAAAGCUCCGCAGAUUCAAACUCAGUGUUUUAUGCCUGCGCAGGAGCUUGAGAUUACUCACAAAGCGCAUUAUAUUAAGUUACUCGCUACCACUAAAGUCUGAAUGAUAGAUUUUGUUUGUAAAUAAUUUGAAUUUUAAUUUUAUAAUUAAAAUUAGGAUAAGUGUUGAAGUGUACAUUAAUAAUGUUAUUUAGUGCCUGAUAACCGAUUAUUUUUUUAUGAGGAU